Paramuricea clavata is the source of this 2718-nucleotide messenger RNA. NCBI's taxonomy places the organism in Eukaryota, Metazoa, Cnidaria, Anthozoa, Malacalcyonacea, Plexauridae. The record is from the annotation of a GenBank genome assembly.
ACAUACCUGUCAAAUAUCUCGUGAUUCUGAAAAAAACAGUUGUUAUUUUCAGCCCCUUUGUCUUUGAAAAGAAAAUUGCGAGAAAAUUUUACGAUGUCAGGUCAAAUGUGUGGUGGUUUAGGCGAAAAAAAGCAAGCUACGGCAGAGACACAAAAGCUUAUUGAUUCGGUUAGUAGAAAUGUUUGAUUUUCACAUGCCUAGACAAGGCUAGUUAUGUGCUUAUCUUGACGCCAAUCGCAUCAUUAUAACUAAUGUUUUUGUCCACAAUCUUACAGUAACUGAUUUGAGCGUUAAAGUUGUAGUUAGUUUUUUCUGGGUUAUAAAAUCAUAUCCAGUGUAAACCCCAGACAAGGGAAGACCCAAUGAUAUUUGAUAUGGUUUGAUACCAUAAGCUGAUAUAACCCAUAUAUUUGAGGGGCUGUAAUGUGGUAAUUAUCCUUGCAGCUGAGAGCUAAGAAAGACAAUUUUACAACUAAUCUAAAUAGAAGAUUUCUAUCAACUUUGUUUUAAGAAUGUCUUGCAGCUUCCUGCCUCAUAUAAACAGCACUUAACCUUUGGCAAUGCACUCAAGAGGCACUUUAUUUUAUUAUUUUACUCUGUCUAAUGCCAGAUACUUUUACUUGUCAAAGGGAGAGUGCUGUCACUCAAUGGGUUAAACAUGCAACACAGCCUAAUGUGCCUUUGUUAUUUUACUCUGUCUAAUACCAUAGAUAAUGUUAUUCGGAAGGAAAGUGGUGGGCAAUUCAGUUCAAUGGGUUAACAAGACUACCUAAUAUUCCCAUUGUACUCUGUCUAAUGCAAGACAGUUUUACUCCUCAAGGGUGAAACUAGACUGUGCUAAAGGCUUCAGGCAGUGUUAUGCAAUUGUCAUCAGAAACCUCUUUCCAUAAAUUGGUAUUUUGGGGAACCAAUGUAAUCACCACCCUGGCAUUCAUAUUUACCCAUUAUAUCACAUCUUACACACCAUUACUUUCCGGUGAAGGAAAACUGCUAUACCAUCUUUAGAUAUCACAAUGUUCAAUCAUAUCAAAGCUAAAUAUUCUUGCAUGAAUUUUAGGUCCGUUCUGCUGCAGAAACCAAAGCAGGCCAGACAUUUGAGAAAUAUGAAGCAAUAUCAUUUAAAAGUCAAGUUGUUGCUGGAACAAAUUAUUUUGUCAAGGUAAUAUGGUAGUUCUGAUCAAAACUCAACAAACUUUAUAGCUCUACAGUUCUAAACUGUUCCUCCUAGAGGUCCAGUAAGGUUCAUCUCUUACUGUUCUUCCUAGAGGUCCAGUAAGGAUCAUCUCUUAUUGAUCCAGUGUUACUACAGGAGGAAACUUGAACUAAACUAACUUUAUUUAUACUGCAUGGAUAACUCUAUCAGUUCUAAACUGUUCUUCCUAGAGGUCCAGUAAGGAUCAUCUCUUAUUGAUCCAGUGUUACUACAGGAGGAAACUUGAACUAAACUAACUUUAUUUAUACUGCAUGGAUAACUCUAUCAGUUCUAAACUGUUCUUCCUAGAGGUCCAGUAAGAUCAUCUCUUAUUGAUCCAGUGUUACUACAAGAGGAAACCUAAACUAUAAACUAAUUUAAACCUAAAAUAAACUUUAUUUAUACUGGAUAAUGACAAUAACUGUUUUUUAACUAUAACUGGGUUUUUUUCAGGUUGAUGUAGGUUGUGACAAAUAUGUUCAUCUCCGUGUGUAUCAACCUCUGCCGCACACUGGACAGCCAGCAGAGCUCAGUGGCAUACAACUGAACAAGACUGCCGAUGAUGAAAUUGAAUAUUUUUAAUGUUUAGGGAACUUUAACACAUUAUACAUUCAUUGAUGUUCAAAAUGGCAAAUAAACCUAAUUUAAACUAUUUCAAAGCUGUAGUUGUGUUACAUUGAUAGACUAUAGCUUUGUAUCCGAUCAAAUUUAAAAGAUUAGUCACAAGAAUAUAGCCUCGUAGACCACAUAUUAGAUGCAUUACCGGUAUAGGCAUGAGUACUUAAAAUGCUAAUUACAAACAUCACUUGUUUCUACAUGUACUGCAUAUGAACUGAUUCACUUUACAAGUUGUUUACAACAUUUACGUAGAAGUUGCAUUAAAUAUAUCUCGAACGGUCUGGGCCAGUGUAGGUAGCGACGACAAGACAGCUUUGGUUUGUGAGAGCUACAACUGCCUGAAAAAUACAAUCAGAACUUCGACGUUUCGAAGUAAAAGCAAAUUACUGUCGUUCCAAUUGAAGUGUUGCUCAAAUAUUGAUUCAAUACAUUACCUCGGGCUGACCAAUUCAUUUGAUCAAGUUCCUUGAGAUAUUCAUACACUUCCUGUGAAAGAGCCAAUUCCAAGUAUUUGAUCAUUUCUGGUCACUUCCUUUCUAUUUAUGAUUGGUUAGUUCCACAAACAACAAAGGUGAUUGGUGCAUUCAAACUAUUCAACAGGAAGUUUACAAUUAUACUAGGAAGUGUAUGAAUAUCUCGAGGAACUUGAUCAAAUGAAUUGGUCAGCCCGAGGUAAUGUAUUGAAUCAAUAUUUGAGCAACACUUCAAUUGGAACGACAGUAAAUAGUUGUACAUUCCGAGCAAUACAUUAUAAAACCAAAAGUGGUUCUUUUCAAAAUAAAAUUUUAUUUCUAUUUUCUAUCAAAAUAUAAGUUAAGGUUUUACCCAAUCAUGUUACAUCAAAGUGAUGGCGGCUUAAAAACUUUCCAACAUUUUUCAUUGAAGACCUUGGGAAAAUAAUGUAUGUU